Messenger RNA from Carcharodon carcharias (great white shark), 4309 nucleotides. Its product is annotated as fibronectin type III domain-containing protein 5-like. Gene Ontology annotation, molecular function: protein binding. The transcript has 6 exons. The record is from RefSeq and is a predicted model, not a curated record. Bases 430 to 1116 code for a protein of 228 amino acids. NCBI's taxonomy places the organism in Eukaryota, Metazoa, Chordata, Chondrichthyes, Lamniformes, Lamnidae.
ACGCACCCUCUGUUCAAGAGCGUGAAAUGAUAAUUUUGUCCCAUCGGGAAGGCGAGAUAUCCUUGCUGAGCGUCCACAUUCAUGAGCCGCUCUGUGCUGAAUGAUUCCACAGCUUACGGGCGUCUUCUAAAUUCGGCACCUUGGCAAACCUGCAAAGGGAGCUAACUGUGCAUGGUGAGACUUGAUCCCGAGGGAUAUAUUUUUCUCUUUGUUACGCUCUCCAUUGCAGUGAACUUUCAGCAGAGCCUCGGUCCCUGUGCCCCAACCCUCGUUCUGAAGCGGAUGACUUGAGGUUAAGAAACUGUCACUCGAUCGAUGGGAGACGGGAAAAUAAACAUCUUCGGUCCUCUCUCUCUCAAGAUAUUUUUGUAGAGAAGGUGCCAGGACUGUUUUCAUGUGUCAUUCAGAGCCGUUGGACAAACCGUGUGUAUGUUAUUUGGAGCGGGCGGAAUGGCACAAUUUCCCUUGUAUUUGAACUCCGCAAUGCUGGUGCUAUUUAGUUGUGACUUCCGCCUGGUGACGGCAACUGAUAGACCACCAGCUCCUGUCAAUGUCACUGUCAGUCACCUGAAGGCCAACUCUGCCACUGUAUCCUGGGAUGUUCCUGAAGGAGAUGUUAUCAUUGGUUAUGCCAUAUCACAACUGAGGAAAGAUGGUCAGAUGCAAAGGUCUAUCCGUGAAGUGAAUACGACAAAUCGAGCGUGCGUGCUGUGGGAUUUAGAGGAAGACACGGAAUAUGUGAUUCAAGUUCAAUCCAUUGGCCUGAAUGGGGAAAGUCGGGCAAGCAAGCGUGUCCAAUUCAGAACCCUAAAGGAAACUGAUUGGGUGCCUUCAAAUAGCUCAAACAAAGAUGAUCCGACAGUGCAGGAAAUGAACAGAAACUUGCCAUUGCAGACAGGAGAGAUGAUCAUUAUUGUGACAGUUCUGAUCAUGUGGGCAGCUGUUAUAGCUCUCUUCUGCAGACAGUACGACAUCAUUAAAGAUAAUGACUCUAACAACAACAAGGAAAAGGCCAAGCCCUCGUCAGAGCACAGCACACCAGAGCAUCCGACUGGUGGAUUAUUGCGCAGUAAGUUCCAAAAUAACACACCAGCAAUUAACAUCAUUGAAGUUUGACUGCUGCAGAACGGCACUGCAGAUGGAGCAAGAAUUCAGCAGACUAAAGGAAUGUUGUCUAAACCUGAUGAAUCCAUAUUUUGCAAUACUAACGCCAGUUCUUUACGCCUGAAAGCAUGUCAUGGCCAAGGCUUUCUUCCCUCAGAGCCACCUGCAUGGAGACUGAAGCUGUGCAUGCAGGAUUCCUUCUUCAGCACAAAGGGCCACCAUAGGUGACCUGUGCACAUGUUGUCCAGGAUCCAGGGACAUGCAGUAAUGCAGCAAUAGCUGAAAUCUACAUGUAGCUCUGAAAACGUCAGAGCACCUUUCUCCAUAAAAAUCCAGUUCUCAUUUGCUGGUCUGCCAAUACCCAGAUUCUUUGUCAGAGUGCAGUGGACCAACUUAGGGACUCAACACCCAGAAAGAGGUCAGUUUUGAAAUAGUGCGUACAGAUCCACAGUCAGGGAAUUUCCAUGCAUCCAAUGGAUUAAACAGGUGAGGGAAAACCUGUGUGCUGACCAAGAGGAGAUUUUGUAAAUGUGUCAGUGAUACUCAAAUGAAUGUGCUGUAUCUGUCCAAUUUGAAACAAACUCUAUAGUUGAAUUUUCUAAAAGCCACAUAGAAGAUGCCAUUUUACUGACACAGCAUAAUAUGCCUGGUUUAUUUUUCCAUUGCUUAGGGUUCAAAACAAACACACACACACACAUUAUGGAGUAUCUGUUUUACUAUGAUUAAUUCCAUUGAAGUAAAAUAACAUUUUUAAUUGCAUUAAUGUUCAAAUUAUUAUAUUGAUUCAUAAUAUUCCUGACAGGGAGAUUAACUCCAAUAGAGAAAGCGACCUCCCUUAAUUAAUAGAGUUAGAGCUCCCAUUUAUACCUAGCAAUUGAGAUUAAAGUAUCCAUUAUAAAGUAACACCUUGUGGAAGAAUACAACUGUAAUUAUAAGUAGCAGAGUUGAAUGAGAAUAGCAUCACUAGCUUCUGAAUUAUUGGGAGCUUGAUGCUUUACAGUUAAAGAGGAAAGCCAUUGAACUGUUCAAAUGUUGCUGUAUAAAGUUUGUCAUUUUAAAGGCAGAGUCAAAAACAACAACAUCCCCUAAAAGAGAUAAAAUGCCUGAUAAUGAAAAUCAUUGCUAAGCCUGUGGCAAUGCAAAAUGGUGCAACUGAAAUAACAUUUCAAACUGGCACUAAAUAUUAACCAAUAUAAUAAGUUAAUACUAUAAAUUUAAUUCAGUGAUUUUGUCUUUUUUUCACUUUCCCUACAAUGUGCUAUUUUAUGACAAAGAGGGAUCUCAGGACUCUGUUAAAUGUUGUUUUGUAACAAUGAAGUGAGUAGUUCCCUGGGGAACUUGUCUUCUGCUGGUCCUUUUCCCUUACUCACUGAUGUGAAAGUGACAAUAUGCAGGUUGCACUUAUACCUGACAGCAUGGCUUAAAUCAGAAUGACAUGUGCAUACCGAUUUCCUAGUGCAGUGCAUUGAGUUAUCUAUGAAAUGUGCCAACACUAUGCCAUCACUAACUGCAGAAGCAGAAAAUAGAAUAGUGUAGCCAGUCUGUCCCAUGGGAUAGUUAGUAACCCUUGGCUUAUAGCCCAUUGCCAGUUCCAGAAGUACAAUGUUUAAGGGUAUUUAUUUUAACCUUCAGCAUUCUCCAUAGCAAAUCAUUGUUGGGAUGCAUACUUAAAUUCAUGAGUUGUGCUCUUGACAUGUAAAGGUUUCUGCUGAGUGUACUGCUUAUGAGCAAUGAGUUUUUCAAAUGUAUUUUUAGGAAGAUAAUGCCCCUUCAAAGUUUUUUCAUCCUUUAUUGAUUAUUGAGAUAGGGCCUUUUGAAGUAAUACCAUGAGAAUAAGGUCUAAUUGCCUAAUGUGAUUUUACAUCUCUUUUUGUGCUAUUUUCAACUGAGGUGUUAAGCUAUUGAAAAUGGAGGAUUAACAUCUGUAUCAAAAGAGCAGAGGAAGGUAUUACGAUCAAAUGUAGUAAGCUAAUAAUUUGCCCAGUGUAAUUUCAGAAUAAUGGUUCUUACUGAAAGCAGCAUUACACUGAUAUAACUACAUAAAACCCAUAACUGGACCAAUUUCUCAACAAAAAUUGGUCUCUGCAGCAAUUCUCCAUUUUAAAUCUGAAAAUUUCUCCAACGGUGGUAUAAAGGCAAAAGUUUCCAAACCCCACGCUACUGGCGGUCAAGAUACUGCCAGUGCACUGUCAUCCAUUGAAAACGAUGGGCAGGAAAAUUGAAAGCCAUUCAUCUGUCUGCUGCAUGCCAGAGCCCACCAGUGGCACAGGGUCUUGGAAAACAUCACUCCUAUUUUAAGAUGAUAUGGAAUAAUGAAAACGCCACAUUAUCAAUCAAGGUAUGGAGCAUGGCAUGAAUUCACUCCAGACUCUAUUAUUGCACACCUCAAAAUUUUAUUCCACAUCUAACUCCUAAACAUAUACCAUAAUACUAAAAAUUGCAGAACUCUGCACUGAACAUUGAGAGCACCAAGAAUCAGGUGUGCUAAUCUCUCCACCUAAUUCUCCAGUGUGCAUUCCCACUGAUCAAGAUUACAGCUGAAAGCAGAGCCUCAUAUUUUCCUGUCAUAUAUUCAAUUAAGUCCAAUUCAUUAGUCUUAUCACUUCCAUGUGAUUGCAACAGACAUGAUAUUUAAUUAUUUGCAUUAAUUGAAGGUUGUUAUUAUUGAAUACUAUUAUUGAAGAAGCUGGGUAGUGCCUAUCCAAAAGAUUUCCAGUCUUCCAUACUUUAAAAGCUAAGGGCCCUGAAAUUCCAGAGGGAUUUCUGUUUUUAGCCAUUUAUGGCAUUUCUCAAGGGAGUUCUAUCAGAAAUAUGAUGGGCAACCAAUGGUAGCCACAUGGAAUAUCCAGGCUAAUGUAUUUAGAAAUCAUAAUGGUAAAUGUAUUGUGCCUUUUGAAAUGUGUCAAGGUCUUGCAAAAGAAUUAGUCAGUACUGUUCUCAAAAAUGGGAGGUUCUCAAAGGGCUAAAUAGACAUCUUGAUACACACAUUAUCUACAAAGUUGGUUUAAAAUGUAGUUUAUUUCUUGUGCCUGUUAGAUACCACAUGUAUCUAAAAUGCCUUCCAUUUGAAUUUCUUUUUGCUUUCAGCCAUGUAUUAAAAUCUACAUUUCUGGAUUUGUAAGUUAGAGUGCAUCCCAUGUAAUAGUUAGAAGUGUUCUACAUGCAUCAGUUCAAGAGUUGGAUAUAAACAUAUCAGGUGGAACUA